Messenger RNA from Mercenaria mercenaria, 797 nucleotides. Its product is annotated as ribosomal RNA small subunit methyltransferase NEP1-like. Lineage: Eukaryota; Metazoa; Mollusca; Bivalvia; Venerida; Veneridae. Gene Ontology annotation, biological process: rRNA base methylation. The coding region runs from base 66 to 743 and encodes 225 amino acids. Gene Ontology annotation, molecular function: rRNA (pseudouridine) methyltransferase activity; rRNA binding. The transcript is spliced from 6 exons. Gene Ontology annotation, cellular component: small-subunit processome; nucleolus. The record is from RefSeq and is a predicted model, not a curated record.
UUUGGAUAUGUUCGGAUUUUUACCAAAAUUGUAAACACGUGAAAAUCAAAAUAAAGUAAAUAAAAAUGGCAUCCGAAGCCCCAGAAAAGGAAAAAAUCAUCAAAAGUGUGCCCAAAACUUCCAAUGAAAAACGUUUAAUCAUCAUAUUAGAAAAAUCCUCUCUUGAGUCUGUAAAGGUUGGCAAAACCUUUGAACUCCUCAACUGUGACAAACACAAAAGUAUUGCAAAGAAGUUUAAAAGAGAUAUUGCAACAUGUCGACCAGAUAUCACCCAUCAGUGUUUGUUGAUGUUACUUGACAGUCCAUUAAACAGAGCUGGUUUGCUACAAGUUUAUAUACACACAGAGAAAAAUGUUCUCAUAGAGGUCAACCCACAGACAAGAAUACCAAGAACUUUCGACAGAUUUUGUGGACUUAUGGUUCAGUUACUUCACAAGCUCAGUAUACAUGCAGCAGACGGACCUCAAAAACUGUUAAAGGUUAUAAAGAAUCCAGUGACAGAUCAUCUUCCUAUAGGAUGUAAAAAGAUCGGCAUGUCAUUUAAAGCAGAGCAGUGUGUAGAUCCAAGAACGUUAGUUCCUGCUGAUGAACCUAUAGUGUUAGUGGUAGGAGCUAUGGCACAUGGUAGUAUUGAUGCAGACUAUACAGAGGAAGAAUACUCUAUCAGCAAUUACCCACUGUCAGCUGCAUUGACUUGUGCAAAACUUUGUAAUGCUUUUGAAGAGAAAUGGGGUGUCAUGUGAUCAAAUUUUAUGUUAAUGUAUUAUUAUACUAUUAUUAAAGAAUGUAAAACAUUA